UCCAAAUACGGAUCUUCAAACCUACCAACUCAAUACAGUGACAUAUGGGACUGCGUCUGCCCCAUUUCUCGCAACUCGUAGUUUGCAUUACUUGGCUGAGGAUUGUAAGGAUGCAUGGUCACUAGGGGCUGCUGCUGUUAAAACUGCAUUUUAUGUUGAUGACCUUUUGUGUGGGUCUGAUGAUAUAGAUACACUCUUCAAACUAAAAACUGAAAUCACAUCAACUCUCGCUCGUGGUCAGUUUCCAUUAUGCAAGUGGCAUUCAAAUCAUCCAGGCGUGAUGGAAGACGAAUCUACCAAGGAAUUAAACAUUUCAGAAAACUCAGUCAGCAGCACACUCGGCUUAACUUGGCAUCAACGAAGAGAUGCAUUUAGUUUCACAUUUAAUCCAAAGGAAGUCUAUCCCACUACCACAAAACGAACAAUUUUGUCUACUGCGUCGUCGCUAUUCGAUCCAAUCGGUCUGCUAUCACCGUUAGUCAUUGUCUCUAAGAUCAUUCUUCAGGAGUUGUGGCUUUUGAAACUCGACUGGGACGAGUCUGUCCCCCAGAAUUUAAGCCACGCAUGGAGCAAGUGUUUGGAAUCGCUGAAUUCACUGUCGUCACUAACGUUACCUCGUUUUUGUUUGCAGCCUGAUACUAGGAGCAUUCAAAUACAUGGAUUUUGCGACGCAUCGAUUCGGGCAUACGGCUGCUGUGUUUAUGUGCGCACGGAGAAUUCGCUUGGACAGGUCACAGUGAAACUGUUCACUUCUAAGUCUAGAGUAGCACCAGUGAAGAAACAGUCUCUUCCGAAGCUUGAACUAUGCGGCGCACAUCUACUUUCUCAGUUGUAUAACAAAGUCAAGGCCAUAUUCAGUAAACACACUAACACAUCUUAUUUUUGGAGCGACUCACAGCUCGUAUUGCAUUGGUUGCAACAACACUCAGUCACCUUAUCGACCUUUGUUGGAAAUCGAGUGUCCGAUAUUCAGGAUUUAACGUCUGAUGGAAAAUGGCGCUAUGUGCCAACACAUCAAAACCCUGCUGAUAUUCUGUCGCGAGGCUGUAACGUGAGCGAGUUGAUUAAGUCUCCAUGGUUUUCGGGUCCUACGUUUCUAGUCGAAGAUUCACUAAACUGGCCCGCCACUGGUGGAAAACUUGAUAUUGACAUGGACGUGGUUAACUCGGAGAAUCGGAAAAGUUUGUUUGCUGCCGUACACGAGACAAAUAAUAUCCUCAACAUCGUCGAUAAUAUCAGCUCGUACACUCACAGUCUGCGUCUCAUUGCUUGGAUGAUUAGGUUCAUAAGGAGAUGUCGGAAGCAAUCGACGUUUACCACAACCUCACCGACGCCAGAUGAACUUCGUUUUGCUUCACAUUGCCUUAUUUGGAACAUUCAACAAACUCAUUUUGUAGAGGACAUCCGUUUACUUCAGAAGCAAAAACCAUUAAAAAGCAGCUUAAAGUUUCUUACUCCCUUUUUAGAAGUCGUGAACGGAUUCGAACUUAUCAAGGUUGGUGGACGUUUGGAAUACUCAGACCUACAAGACGGUCAAAAACAUCCGUUGCUGCUGCCUAGUCAGUCCAAAUUUGUAUGGAACUAUAUUCGCCAUUUGCAUCUUCGGAACUAUCACGCUGGACCUAAAGCCCUAGUCGCUCUCAUUCGUUUGGAGUAUUGGAUCGUUAACGCCAGAGACUUGGCACGUAGAAUUGUUCGCUCCUGUGUACACUGCGUUCGCUACAGACCGAAGCUGCUACAACAACUCAUGGGCUCAUUACCGCCUACGCGACUCGCUCCGGCUCGACCCUUUGAACGCUGUGGAGUUGACUUUUGUGGACCCAUCAACACAUAUCUACGCAUUCGAGGAAAGGGACCUACAAAAGCAUACAUAGCCGUGUUCGUUUGCCUUCUCACCAAGGCCGUUCACAUCGAAGUAGUCUCUGAUUUGUCAACAAAGGCGUUCUUAAACGCAUUGAAACGGAUGGGAGGUCGUCGCAAGCUGCCGACAGACAUCUUCUGCGAUAAUGCCACUAACUUUGGCACCUCAUUUCGGAGGCCUUUGGGAAGCGGCAGUCAAGAGUGCAAAGGGGCUGUUAAAUCGUACGCUGGCCAACACCAGGUUCACCUUCGAAGAGUUGAGCACUGUCGUCGUCGAGAUAGAAUCGAUCCUCAACUCGCGCCCGCUAUCGCCGCUUUCGUCAGACCCAAAUGACUAUAGCACUCUCACGGCUGGUCAUCUCUUGGUUGGCGAAUCAUUGCGAUCACUACCUGAAAGGUCCCUCGAGAAUAUCAAGCUGUCAAGUAUGGACCGCUACGAUGCGAUUACGGCCGUCAAGCAACGGUUUUGGAAGCAAUGGUCUGCUGACUAUGUCAACGAAUUGCGAUCGCGCACGAAGUGGACAGCACCCUCAACGAACCUCACCGAGGGCACGUUUGUCAUCAUCCAUGAGGACAACCUGCCACUGCUACGCUGGAAACUAGGCCGAGUGCAGUCUACAGUGCUUGGGAAGGAUGGACUUGUACGGGUGGUGCACCUCCGCACUGCAAAUGGAACAUGUUGCAGGCCAAUACACAAGUUGGCAAUUCUUUCGGUGGUUUGAAAGCAGUCCUUUCAACGGGGCCGGGAUGUUCGGUCAAACUCCUUUAAGGAACAAGUAUUCAAAUGACCCUC
This is a messenger RNA of Drosophila miranda, 2653 nucleotides long. RefSeq lists its product as uncharacterized. The transcript has 2 exons. The coding region runs from base 281 to 2194 and encodes 637 amino acids. Gene Ontology annotation, molecular function: nucleic acid binding. The record is from RefSeq and is a predicted model, not a curated record. NCBI's taxonomy places the organism in Eukaryota, Metazoa, Arthropoda, Insecta, Diptera, Drosophilidae.